Aphanomyces astaci is the source of this 498-nucleotide messenger RNA. RefSeq lists its product as hypothetical. The coding region runs from base 1 to 498 and encodes 165 amino acids. The record is from RefSeq and is a predicted model, not a curated record. NCBI's taxonomy places the organism in Eukaryota, Oomycota, Saprolegniomycetes, Saprolegniales, Verrucalvaceae. The transcript has 3 exons.
AUGAAUACAUUGGAGAAGAUGGUCAUACGGGUGAUCGACACUGUCCAGCCUGUUCUGUAUGACCACUUCGCGAUGAUGUCGACAAUGACGGAACUGUGUGGCUUGGACGUCGUGUUCCGUAACUACCCCUACGCCAAGUAUGCGACCGAUGUCUCACCCGAAAAGCUCCUUGUGGACAUGAGUGCGCACGAACCCGGCUCUGUAUCUGACAUCACCAUGUUUCGCGACCGCCAGGACAUCCACCUUUCGACCCUACGCAAGUUGUUGGGGUCGACGCGAGCCAUGCACCCCAAGAAGCGACCAGUGCAUUGCGUUCUUCACCGGGCCGACCUCGAGCGCAACAGCAACGUAUCGUCGGACCCUAUCGUCGUCGAGAACUUCUUCGGUCGUGUGUGUAUUCUAUGGAAAGUAUCGUAUACAACCUUUGUGUGGGGGACCAAGUGCUACGAUGCAAUCCAACGACUCACCUUUGCGUUGACGAACUUCUACUUGGCCUGA